GUCGUGUAUGUAAAUCCUCUCCAGUUGUGAGGAUGAGCUGCCCAGGGCCGAGCAGUGGGACAAACAAAGCAGCUGAACUCUUUGAGGACUUGUGGAGGCGACUUGGAGAGUGUCACCAGAAUUCACUUCAAGAACUGGGGGAAAAAGUGGUCAAGUUGAAGAAGGACCGCUGUUUAGAUGCUCAGAGGCUCGAGGUGUUUUACAGUCGCAACCAGCAGCUGAAGGAGCAGAACACAAGCCUGCAGGAUGCCAUCAGCCUCCUGGAGGAAAGGCUCCGAGCAGGAGAAUGUGAUCGAUGUGCCGUGCUAGAGGAGAACCUGAAAAACGACCAGGAACAGAAUCUGCGUCUCAUCGCUGAACUGAAGAAUGAAAGAAACGGCCUGAAGGAUGAAAACAGAAAACUACAAGCUGAAGUGCAGAACUUAAAGAUGGCUUGCUCAGAGCUCCAACGGGCCUCAACCCCAGAACAGGAGGAAGGCUUCAUCCCAGACUCACCAGUAAUGGCGAGCUCGCUGCCCGUGGCGAACAGACUGAAGAAACGUAAAAAUAUGGACAAAAGCCGGCGCCUUCAAUACACAGAGCAGCCUCUAACCCAGAUCAACAACUCGCUCUUCAGUGAGCUGAAUAAGAAGCCUGUUGAUGCCGCAAAGAAUCCUGGAAGAGCAGAAGUGCUUGUACCCGAAACAUGUGUCCUGGACUCGUCCCAGAUCUCAAAUGAUGUGAUUCCUGAUAGAGAUGAGGUGGUCGCGGAAACAUGCGGCUUCGAUCUUCUUGUCAAGCAUCACAUGAAAAGUGAAGUGGUUGCAGCGCAGCCGAGAAGCUUGAAGCCUCCCUGGAAAAACAACGUUUCUUUAAAACCCUGUGGCUCCUCCUCCACACUGAUCCACAGUCCAGACUCUACUUCGGAAAGGUCCCUGUCUCUCCUCCCCCGAGUCAAGAGGUUAUCAGUGGACGGCUCCAUUCAAAAUGCUAAAAGGAAGAAGGAGGAAAUUCAGAGGAAAGAGGACACGAAACACAGGAUCCAGGAGCGGGUGGACGCACAGAAGGAAGGCAAACACAUAGAGCCCGAAGUGAUCGAGCGCACCUCCACACCGAAUCAAAGUCUCAUGAAGCAGCCACCGGACAGCAAGGAUACAGAGAAACAGGUUCAUUCAGGACAAAAGGAGCCCAAUGUUUUUCCUGCAAGUCCAGUUUUCAAGAAACCAGACGGGAAGCGUAAAGGAUCGGGGGACGGUGUUGGGAGGAGAAGAAACGCAUCACAUGACCAACAUGAAGCAGAGAAUGGCGAGUUGCUGUCCUUCACAGUGGAGCCCAUGUGGAGCAUUGACCCUGCGCUCGCCCUGUCCAUGUACGACAGCGAGCAGAGAGGAGACGAGCAAACAGAGGAACAGUGUCAUGAAGAACUCGAGGACACCGACUGCACUUGGGUUAGUCACAGUUUACUCCAGGGUCGGGGAGAGAAUGACCGGGACAGAGAGGACAGUGUUACAGGACUCGGCGGAAAGGCGAAUGACAGUUUGGACAUGAUGUUUGACACUUCGGCUAAUGGGGAAUACAAGUCUUUCACCUGUUCACACGUAGGCCAAAGCCAGCACUGUGGUGGUGGGGAUGAUGAUGAUGAUGAUGAUGAAGAAGAGGAGGAAGAAGAAGAAGAAAAGGACGAUAAACGAGAUGCUCCUGAAAACUCUCCAGGUCAAAGCAAAUCACGACAACCAACAUUUGCUCAUGUGGUGGUAGUUCGUAAGAAAGACGAGAGAAGAAAACUGAAGGGCACUACCUGCAAGGAAUGUGAAAUUUAUUAUGCUCAUCUCCCAGAGGAGGAAAAGCAGAAGAAGUUGUCCGCCUGCUCGAGGCACCGCUUUCUUUACAUUCCUCCUUCUACUCCGGAAAACUUCUGGGAAGUUGGAUUCCCAUCCACACAAACAUGCAUUGAUAGAGGUUACAUCAAUGAGGAGAAGAAACCCCAGGUUCGCUCACGGAGAAGAACACCCUUAAAUGCUUUUUUCUCCCCAAAGCAGAAGAGCUGAAGAAGUUUGACUUCAUUUACAGCAAGUAAAUAACAUGAGAGAAGAAGUUUAUUACUGUAUUUAAACUUCACUGAGGACAGUGAAGCUUUCACCUGACUGUACAGACUGUAGAUACUAUGUGUGCUUGUGAUGUGAUUAGAUAAAUAAAAGUUACUAUAUGCCUUAA
Molecule: messenger RNA, 2193 nt
Organism: Pleuronectes platessa (European plaice)
Lineage: Eukaryota; Metazoa; Chordata; Actinopteri; Pleuronectiformes; Pleuronectidae
Gene: rbbp8
Product: retinoblastoma binding protein 8
Exons: 19
Coding region: 33-2027 (664 amino acids)
Biological process (GO): DNA double-strand break processing involved in repair via single-strand annealing; double-strand break repair via homologous recombination
Cellular component (GO): site of double-strand break
Molecular function (GO): damaged DNA binding; double-strand/single-strand DNA junction binding; double-stranded DNA binding
Source: RefSeq, a predicted model, not a curated record